GCUAGGUCUAGUACCUGAAUUAAAGUACCCAAGGUACCUAAUCUACCUACCACUAGCAUCUUAGCUGGACUUUUCGGCUUCCAUUGCACCUUUUUUUUUCGUGGAGCGAUUUACUUGUCAAGAAGUGAGGUCACGUCACAACGCUUCAACAAGCAACCUUCUGUGACCGCGAAAGCGACUGUGCACAGUCCACUCACUGCUCGGCAAGGGUCCCUUUGAUAUCACGAAUCGCCUGAUCCUAGCAUGGCAGUGGCUUCCCGAACCUACAUCACGUCAAAACGAAGUCCGAGUCAAGCUGGCGCACCUUGCGGCUUCUUUCUCCCCCCCGAAAUUUUAUUUCAAAUCAUUGGGUCUCACCUCUUGCCUUUCUCGCAACAUUUGGUCGGGCUUUGAAAAGCAUCACGGCGAUUGAUAAUCACUCCAUAGGCUUGUUUGGUCGUCAGACUGGUGCUUUAUGAGUGCAGUUUGCUGGGUUUGCUGCUGUUCCAACGGCGGGCGCAUUCCGCGAGGCCCCGCUUCGGCUUGAUCCUCCGGCACAUUUCACAAGGAGUCACACACUUUCAGAAAGCGGCGCACACACACGGAUUUCGCAUCUCGGAAGCUGGCCAACAACGCGCGCAGUUACUUUCGUUUGGCUCCUCGAUACGCGCGUCAUUUUUCUCGGCGUUUGUCUUGGCGCAGUUCCGGUGAUUGUUCCCGGCCCCUCGGCCUUUGAUAAUCAUGACUGAAGCCAUGCCCCAGUCCGGGCCAGAUGCCGGAUCAGCCCCCGGCGCCCACCCUGGUGGUGUUCGCAAGAAGUUUGCAACACCGCCAGCGAAGCUUGCUUGCCUUGCCUGCAGAGCCUCGCGAACUAGAUGCAAUGGUGGCCGCCCUUGCGCCAGUUGUCAGUCCAAAGGGCGAGAAUGUGUUUACAUGCCCAGCAAGCGUGGCGGCGCCCGUGUGCGCAAGAAGCCAAAGCAGAAUUCCGAGUCCGCAGUGCAACAGCAGUGUCUUCCGGAGGUACCCGAAAUACAGCAGGAGCCAAUCUCGAUCGAGCGCUACAUUGAUCCAGGCGCCGGACUGAAGCAGCUUGGCGACUAUUACCCAGACAGUGAUUUGAUCUUCGACAGCCUGUUUAUGAAUGAUGUCUCAAGCUACAUGCCAAAUGAUAGCAGUCUGAACCCGUCUCCACAGCCUGCAGUGCCUCCUGUGCCUCAAGUGCCCAUGGUUCGCACGUACAAGGACAACGUAUCGAUACUGAACGCUUAUUAUGUUUAUAUACAUCCUUACUUUCCCAUUCUCCCCCCACCAACCACAACCCCUUUGGACAAUCCUGUGGCGCGGUUUCAAAACCAGCCAUCAGACUUUGAAGGCGAUUUCGAACCGACAUCCGCCAUAGCGCUUGCCAUAUCCGCCGUGCUAGCUCUCAUACCAUGCGCCAAUGAUAUUAAUCACGCUACGCCGGAAUCGCUGCGCUUCCGUCGAACGUAUGCGCAACUCAUGGCGCAAAGCGCUAUUGAACAUAUCGAGGAGGAGGAUGAGAUUCCAGAAUCAUCCACGAUACCCCAGGAGGCCUUAUCCUACGAAGCCCCGCCUUCUCCGCCGAGCCGAUCGCUGUUUCAUCCUGAUUUACCCCAGGAAUUAGAAAACAUCGUUGCGCUGGAUAUAUUGAGUGUCUACGAGUAUGGGCAACGAGGAAACUUGAGGAAGAUGCAGAGUCGCGCAGGCCAGGCCUUCUUCGACGCGAUGGCUCUCAACCUUCACAAUUGCACUGAAGAGGACCGCUUUUCAGAAGCUCGGAGGAGGGUGUGGUGGAUGACGUAUAUAUGUAUCUGCCAAGGUUCGAUCGUCAGCAACACGAAGCCAACUUUUGCACCAUUCGCAUCGAGCUUCACGGCAAAAUUCCCAGUCAUCUUAUCGGAUCCCGAGGCUUUCCCUAGUUUUGUGCAAGCUCAACAAGCCAUCCUAUCUGCCACGCAAUUUGUGAUAGAUCUCAACAAGACGCUCAAGGAUGGCGGAGAUAUGUCUAGAAUAUACCAGCGGAUGCAGGAGCUGGAAACAACACUUGAGCCCUUGAUCCUACAAUCAGAAGCUUUCGCGACGCGGCCAAUGACUACAACGACAGUCAAUACCUCAGAGGAGCUGAUCGGUCACACCCUAAGAUGCAUGGCACGCAUUAAGCUCAACAGCGCCAGGAUCAAAGUUCAUCGUUAUUGUGCCUUUUUCGAUCUUCCUGUCUUUACUGGAAAACACUGUGAUCUCAAAUCCAAGAACGGCAACGAUGCCAACCAGGAACCUCGUCGAUGGCAUACAUGUUCAUGCAGUCCCUGGGCUCCCACGCCUUCAACGACAUCGGUCACAUCUCCAGCCGAUAGUGCUAGUCAGGCCAACAUGUCACCAGCCGCUAGCUCGAUGCAGGGGUCAAUGCCAUCCCCAAGAUCCGAGGUCGGUGUCAGCACACCGGGUUCUGUCAUGACUACGUGCCCUUUCAGCAGCCACGAAUCCGCAAAGAUCUGUCUCCGGUCUGCCCUAAACAUCGCCGCCGAUUUUGACAGGAUGCCGUACCCGAACCCGUCCGCAUUACCUCCGUUCCCUAGCAACCAUGGCGCGGCGCCUGGGGCUGUGGGCAAUGGAAACGCGAGUGACAGCCCCGUCUUCUACCUAUCUCCGACGUCGACCAUCGUCGCGCCCCGGACCAUGCCAUCGUUUGCCUGCUGCGCCAUGCAGUGCGCCUAUUCUUUGCUCAUGGUGCAUGAGAAGACCAAGGCGCUGUACCCAUACUCAUAUCCGGGCCCAGCCAAUAUCGAGUCCAUCAACGCAGAUGGGGCUAAUGGUGGGCCACUAGUCGGUAACCUGCUCAUCAGGCUGCAACAAGGUUUGAUGAGCAUUCUUGGCACAUUGGAGAACUAUGGGACCGCCUUUGAGGCGCUGGGCGGCAUGCGAGAUCAAAUACGGAAUGCUAUCGAGCCGACUAUGGCAUUACAGUUUUGAAAGCAGACAGAGCUGGUAGAGACAGCAAAUGGCCUGCGGGUUUCACAGUCAUGGGGGUCUUGGCUUGCAAAAUAGCCUUUGAUGUUUGGUUUCGGGGUCCGAAGAGGACAGGUUAGUUAGUGUACAAAGCUGGGCGAAAAUAAGGAGUUGGUGAGGCAAGAGAAAAAAGAGAUAUAUCUGGGGGUUUCCGAUAAUGUUUGUUUGAUCUUCGUCCCUUUUUUUAUUAUUUUAGUUUGUUUUUCUUUCUGGGGGGACUAUUUUGAUGUGACGAUAGUUUUAUAUUUCUCAGCUCAAUUGGUUGCGCAAACUAUCCUUUACUCUGCGCGUAUAGCUUCAAAAGACCGGACCAACUAGAUGGACGCUGCAUCAUCCUAAAAGUUCGUUCACAGUCAUCCAUGCUAUUACAUUCCUCCCACUUUUAGGUUGGGAGUUGGGAGAAGGAUGAAAGAGCCGUCUAUGUGUGCAUGAGAUUGGGCGGGCGGUACUUUAAGGGUUCUAAAACGAGCCGAACAGUCUGUUCGGCUGAUGUCGAGACUUUUCCGCGGAUCCUUUUGUGAAAAACAAGGAAAACAAGUCGGGAAAAAAAAUUCUAGGGAUGAUUAUUGACGGCGGUAACCGAGCGCUUGGCUUUGGAGCUUGCGCGGAGCCCCAAACCAACCACCCCCGCGGGUCCCUGCACUGGCGCUUUCCAAC
Messenger RNA from Pyricularia grisea, 3663 nucleotides. RefSeq lists its product as uncharacterized. Gene Ontology annotation, biological process: regulation of DNA-templated transcription. The transcript has 9 exons. Gene Ontology annotation, molecular function: DNA-binding transcription factor activity, RNA polymerase II-specific; zinc ion binding. The record is from RefSeq and is a predicted model, not a curated record. NCBI's taxonomy places the organism in Eukaryota, Fungi, Ascomycota, Sordariomycetes, Magnaporthales, Pyriculariaceae. The coding region runs from base 721 to 2970 and encodes 749 amino acids.